GGCAGCCCGCGGUGGUCAUGGCAGUAGGCGCGGCAUAAGACGAAACGAGUUCAUUCAUCUUCCUACGUUGCCGCGGCACUGACAGCGCGAUUAAGUCUAUGUUUCGUCCGCGUCUCACCGCGAAUAAAUAAAUAGUCAACGCAUUAUUAACUCUCGCUCAUUGCUGGUGUCAGUGUCAUAAAGGCAACACGCCUUCACACGAAAUAUUGACAUUAGUCAUCUGUGAUACAACGAUUAAUAAAUACCAUUUAGGUUAUAUUAAUCGGACACCGGCAGGGCGAUGAUCAGUGUAGCGUGAGGCAGACUAGAGUGCUUAGUGACUUAUCUAAAAACUUUCGAGAUGGAGUCCGCAACUUGGAACUACAAUUUGGAUACUACUCCGAAUUACUCAUAUAUUUUCGAUUUUGAGAGCGAGUUUAUCCAUCAGAAUUCAAGGAAAUGGAUGACGGAGAAUUGGACUGUGGCGUUUUACUACGUGGGGGUAUACAUGGCUAUAAUUUUCUUCGGGCAUCGCUACAUGCAGACUCGUCCCAGAUUCGAGCUGACACGGACGCUGAUCGUAUGGAACAGCGCGCUCGCGGCGUUCAGCAUCAUGGGCGCGUGCCGGACCCUGCCGGAGUUCAUCCAUGUGCUACGGAACUACGGGAUCUACCACUCCGUAUGUGUUCCCAGUUUCAUUGAGGCGGACAAAGUGUCCGGUUUCUGGACGUGGAUGUUCGUGCUCUCUAAAGUGCCCGAGCUGGGGGACACGGUGUUCAUAAUACUGCGCAAGAAGCCGCUCAUCUUCCUACACUGGUACCACCACAUCACCGUGCUGUUAUACUCUUGGUUCUCGUUCACCGAGUACACGUCCUCGGCGCGCUGGUUCGUCGUUAUGAACUAUUGUGUGCACAGCGUGAUGUACUCUUAUUACGCGCUGGUGAGCAUGGGCAAGUACCCGCCCAAGGCCCUCGCCAUGACCAUCACGGUCCUGCAGCUGACGCAGAUGAUCGUCGGCUGCGCCAUUAACGUGUAUGCCCACAACUACAUCACCAGCGCCACAGGCGCCUGCGGCAUCAGCCACUUCAACAUCAAACUCUCCAUGGCCAUGUAUUUCUCCUACUUCGUCCUCUUUGCCCGCUUCUUCUACAAAGCCUAUCUCUCUCCCAAACCGGGAAAGAAAGCCAAAUCGGAACCAGUCCAGAGUCAAGCUCCCAGCGCCAAGAAGAAUUACAACGAGUAUCCUCGGCAACGGAACGGAGUGGUUGGCGUCGCCCACUAGUCGUAGCGAGUUGUGAUAUGUGCUAGGUUAUUGUACAGUUCCCGUAUGGCUGUAAGGGUACCGAACGGAUCGGACGCGCCGGCUCGACCGCAACAUUCGUUGAGAGCGUGAUCAGUCUUUCGGAAUUCCAUUAUUUUCGGAACAAACAACUUUCAAAUGACGCUAACAAAACGUCAAACGCAUGUUGUGAAUAAUUUAAUAGGUGAUUAGGUUGAAUAAUGCUUCUAAUUAUUUGCUCAUUUUGGUGUUCGGUUUAGUUUCAUCUAGAUUAAUUGGAAAAUUAUUGAUGUGCUUCGGACGCAAUUACUAUAAUUAUUAAAUAGAAAUUCAAACAAUUCUUGUAAUAAUGAUGGCACAUGAUCAUCGCGACACCGACAUUAGUUAUAAGAGCAGUCGCGGUGAAAAAAAAUGUUUUAGAUGAAAAGUAGAUCAAUAACUGCGAAUGGUAGGCAAAAUGUAGGUAAUUUUUGAAGCUUGGUUGUUGCGUAGCGGCCGGCGGUCCACCGCCCGCGCCGGGCGCGCGAUACAUUCCGCUAGAUUGUACAGCCGGGCCUAAUGGCUUUGUCGGUAAACCUAACUUCUACCAGCAGAUAUUAUUAUCGAGAUGAAGCAAAUCUCAGUGUUUAAAAACACCCGGAUAUCUACCGGUCGACAUUAAAACAAGUUGAUCGAGAACAUAUUGACGUAAAGUAAAAAAAUAUAAGUCUAACAGGUUUUUUAUAAUCCAUUGUGGGCUGUUCUGUUGAUAGUCGAUCAGAUAGGAUUACCGACGGUGUCAUCUUCGUCUAUUGGCUUUAGUGUACGCUUCUGUGAGUAGUGACGCCCUCCCAGAGUGAACUGAUGCUUUUAAAUGGGUUCUUUUCUUUAUACCUUCUAGUAACUUUUUUAGACGCUUUUAUACGUGAAUUAGACACUAGGGCGACUGACUGUAAAAAUGAUGUAUUAAAACGUUAUACAUAGUGGCAUUUAAUGAAUAUCUGCCGUUGGAGAGUGUAUUUACGCCCGCUCUGUUAAACUUUAUAGCGACUUUUACCCCAAUAGUACGGUCUGCUGCUUUCUGACCCAUAUAAAAGCAGUAGUUUUUUGUUGUUGUUUAUCGUAUUUAUUACUUAAAGAAAACCGAGUGAUUUAAAGGUAAUUUAUUUGUAAAUGGGUUAUAUACCUCUACAUUUAGUAAGGUUAUGGUUUCGCUGUGUGACCGUUGUUGUCUAGGUUAGAUAACUUUGAAACGCUUGUCAAACAAGCGCACAAAGUGUAAGAUUACAAUUCCUGAUAGGGGAAUAAGCAAUAUUAAUGUUUGAUGAAAUUAACAGUGCUUUAGUGGAGGCUUAUGAAUUAGAUGGUCCAGUUCUAUAAGAGGUGUGAGUCGUGUAUAAAAUCAACCGCAUCGGUUUAAAAAAAGUAAAGAAAUUGAAGCGAUAUUAAUAUACUAUUUACGCAUGUUUUACGUGCGCUAUUUAUGAUUGCAUGAUCAAAACUAAACUCUGAGAACUGAACCAUCGACGUGAUCGUAUGCUAGCCACAAAUAAUUCCAAAUAAAAUAAAAUAAACUUCAAAUGUCUUUUGGCUUCGCCUUAGGAUUGCGGUAGCCAGUAAACGUCACUGAUUUGUGCCAUGUAAAGGUACUGAUGCUAGUGUAUAUAGCGCAACCGGAUGAAACAACUCUGCCACUUCUGGUCGAAAAAAAUAAAAUUUAAGUCUAACAACGGAACGAUCCAUUGUUUUAAGCUCGUACCAUAGAUCGAAUAGGUUUUGUAAGGAUGGAGCCGAAUCAGAUAGUUAUACGUAGAUUACGUAGUAACUGAGCACAUCGACUGAGCCGCAUUUUUAUAUCUGUUGGGUUCACGAAAUAAUUGGAACAUUUUGACGCAAGACAUUUGAUAGUUGUUCUUAAUUACCAAGACGAUUAUACCUAAAAAUAAAUACGGAUUUUUAUCCGGAUUCUAACAUCACAAAGAUGUUGUUAACAAUACAUAUUUGUUUGUAAAUAUGCUAAUAUAAUUCCAAGCCAAUGCUUAAGUAGGGCCGAGAUAAAUCACUAUAAUACAUAAUUUUUGUGAUCAGUGAGGUCUUUUAGUCCCAUCUCGAGACGGUUAUAUAGCUUUGUAUGAAUAUGGAAAUAUGCUUAGCAUGUGGCGUGUGGAAACAGCGUUCCGAAGGGUAGUGCUGUUGUGACCCGUGUGCGUGUCGAUUUUAUAAACUAUGUUAGGUUAGCAAGAUGUGAUGCUAACUUAGUCGCACACAAAUUAGUUCUUAAGCGUUACUAAAAGUCCAAAAUAGUUAGUCAUUUUACUAUUAGUGUUGGGAAUUCUGACAACUACGUACUUACAUUUGGUCAGACAAUGCCCUUUGAACUAUACCUGAUUAGUGCAAAAUAUUAGAGUUAAAAUGCUAAGGCUCGUAAUCUUUAUACUGAGAUCUGUUGUUUUAUCACUUCUUUAAGGGCGCAGUAAAUCUGAGACAGACUUGGAAUAAGUUUUAGUCAAUUUACUACACACCCGCCCUCGGGCCGUUAGACCAAAUGUAAGGAUCAUACCAUAGACCCUGUGUCAGUGAUAUAAUAUAAUGUUCGCGUCAAGUACAUACUAACGAAAAAUUGUAUUUUGAAUUUAAAUAUCGUUGUUGAUAUUUCCCCUGACAUCUUACAGUUUUAGACGAGUUUAAAAUGAUACUGGAUCGCUGUCAAAGAGAACGAAGACCACAAAUUUUACCUCUAAAUAGAUAUACUCUGAUAUUGGUAUCUUAUUGGACGCAAAAACAUGAGAUAAGCUAAACAUGUAAUACAUAGAUGUAACCGUUUUUGGUCUUCUUCUUUUCAUUGAGCGGGUCCAGUUCUACAAUAAUUUUAGAUUUAGAUUAGAAAAUGUAUUCCCUAAAAUGACUUAAAGUUUGGUUAGCCAGUGGACAAUCAUAGUAGUGUUAGGCCAGGUCAAUUUCGUCUAGUUCCACUAUAGAAGUCACAAUUACAUGCUAAGUUCAUAAAAGAUUAUAUUUUGCAGAUAGGCUGUUAUUUUCAUUGUCCAGUCCAUUGUUUUAUUUAUGGAUAGGUGGGUUUAGACAUUAUUUAGACAUAAUAUAAUAUAUGAUAAGUAAGAUUUUUUUUUUUUUGUUACUUAUGUAUUUUUUUAUUACAAAGCAUAAUAUGAAUUUACGAACCUUGUUCUUGGUGUAUUUUCAUUAAAAUAGGUAGUGGAUUUUGUGAUGCUUAUUAUUUGUUUUAUGACAGUUUUUUUUUAUCUUUUUAACUGCCUUGAUAAACGAAUCAUGUCAUUUUCAAGUUUAUGCUGUGAUCAGAAAAAAAUGCCACGGCAAAACGUUGUAUAUACAAAAUCAAUAGAAUUAGGUACUUACGUUAUAUUUUGAUUCUAUUCACUUUCUUAAGUUGAUAUUGGUGCCCAUACUUAAUAACCUGAUGACAUGCAAAUUUCAACAAACCUUGACGUUUGGACGUAAUUUCAUAUUGUACCAAUUAAUCAGUACAAAAACAAAACAGUCUAAUUGGGCUGGGUAAAUAAAUAUUAUUACGUACUAAGAAUAACUUUCUGGUUCAGGUAAGCGUUGAUUUAGCACGCUCGUCAAUGUAUUUUUUAUUGAAAAAUCUAUAAGAAGAAUCCAGCCAUUAUGUCUUGGUCUGGACGUGUUGGCCACAUGGAGGGUCAAAUUUAAUUAUUUGCGUUUUCUUGUCCAUGUACCUACAUCCAAUGCUACCAUCACAUGAAAGCGUUAUACGCUUGCACUAUUUAAAAAUUCGAAAAGAUUUUUAAUAAUAUAAAAAAAUUGUACCUAUUGAUCGAAGGGUUUCGACUAUGUAACCGAAUAUUUCAUAUUGUAUACCGAAUGAAUAAUCAAUAUUCAGUAAAGACAUUGUCAAAAACAUUUAGCAUUUACUUAUUUUAUUUAUAUACAUGUAUAUAUAUGCGUAUUUUUCUCGCAUUUACAAAUGCUGUUGUUGUUCUGCCUAGAAUGGACUAGCGGUUACAGUUCCAUAGUACUCAAUAAAAUAUUUUAAAAUAUAUUUUUGUGAAUGUUUUGUGGUUACAAUUCUGGAGAAAAUAAUAUUGUCAGAUGUGCAUCUUAAUAUAAAGAAUAUGGAAUUAUUCUUACAAUCAUUCAUUUGUAUUUUCUGGGCGAAUAAAGCGUUAGUGCAUUAACA
This is a messenger RNA of Cydia pomonella (codling moth), 5414 nucleotides long. It is a transcript of the gene Baldspot, whose product is annotated as elongation of very long chain fatty acids protein 6. The transcript has 4 exons. The coding region runs from base 341 to 1261 and encodes 306 amino acids. The record is from RefSeq and is a predicted model, not a curated record. Gene Ontology annotation, cellular component: endoplasmic reticulum membrane. Gene Ontology annotation, molecular function: fatty acid elongase activity. Gene Ontology annotation, biological process: sphingolipid biosynthetic process; fatty acid elongation, saturated fatty acid; very long-chain fatty acid biosynthetic process. NCBI's taxonomy places the organism in Eukaryota, Metazoa, Arthropoda, Insecta, Lepidoptera, Tortricidae.